This is a messenger RNA of Lepus europaeus (European hare), 1044 nucleotides long. Lineage: Eukaryota; Metazoa; Chordata; Mammalia; Lagomorpha; Leporidae. The record is from the annotation of a RefSeq genome assembly.
AUUAACCCCCUAAUCUUUUCCAUCAUCCUAUUUACCUUAUUCCUAGGCACAAUAAUUACCAUAUUUAGCUCCCAUUGGCUAACUAUAUGAAUUGGAUUAGAAAUAAAUAUGUUAGCUAUUAUCCCUAUCCUAAUCAAUAAGGCCACACCACGAUCAACAGAAGCUGCAACUAAAUAUUUUCUAACACAAGCCACAGCAUCAAUAAUUUUAAUAAUAGCCAUCACACUUAACAUCCUUGACUCAGGCCAAUGAACACUAAUUAACCCACAAAAUCACUUUACACCAAUCAUAAUUAUACUAGCCCUAAUUAUUAAGCUAGGAAUGGCCCCCUUCCACUUCUGAGUACCAGAAGUCACCCAAGGAGUCCCCCUGAAAUCGGGUCUUAUCCUCCUUACAUGACAAAAACUAGCCCCUCUAUCCAUUCUUUAUCAGAUUUCUUCCUCUAUUGACUCAACUAUGAUAAUACUAGUAGCUAUUCUCUCAAUCAUAGUUGGUGGCUGAGGAGGACUAAACCAGACUCAACUACGAAAGAUCCUAGCGUAUUCCUCAAUUGCCCAUAUAGGAUGAAUAGCAGCCAUCAUUACAUUCAACCCUAACACCAUAGUCCUAAACUUAAUUAUUUAUAUUUUACUUACAAUUCCUAUAUUCAUAAUGUUUAUUCAACACACAAGCACUACUACGCUAUCCCUAUCACAAAUAUGAAACAAAACCCCAUUAAUAGUAACAGCAAUUCUAAUCACUUUAAUAUCACUAGGAGGCCUCCCUCCACUGACAGGCUUUAUUCCAAAGUGAAUUAUUAUUCAAGAAUUAACAAAAAAUGGCAACAUCAUUAUACCCACUAUAAUAGCUAUACUAGCCCUCCUAAACCUUUUCUUUUACUUACGUCUAAUCUACUCUUCUUCACUAACUAUAUUCCCAACAACCAACAACCUAAAAAUAAAAUGACAAUUUGAAUCAAUAAAACGUAUAACAUUUAUAGCCCCACUAAUCAUCUUAUCCACAAUAUUUCUCCCUCUCACACCUAUACUCUCAGUACUAAACUAG